AGCAUGAGUUUGGUCCUACCAAAUGUCAGGCAAGGAAACACCUCAACGACAGAGUGCACGGCUUGCUCGAAAGAGGCGAGACACUCCUCUUGCCACUGCAGCCCUGGUGACUCCUGCGAAGCCUACUAGAAGGAGAGCUUCUACACCAUCUACGAGGGCGACAUCUACGCCCAUGAGGAACGGCAAAGGCAAUCAGGAGGGCCACACGCAGGAGUCGCCAUAUGCCAAGAGAAGGCUGAAGUGGCAGGCGAGUUUAGGGCAGUCUUUUAGGGAUCAGUCGGAUAGCGAUGACGAGGCGGGUGUUGCCGAGAAGACGGAGGAAAGGGCACGUAAGCGGCGUAGGUUUAGGAGUGGGGUACAGACUCAGGAGGAGGAGAGCCCUUGUGAGGAGCUGGAGGGGUCUGUGGAGGCCGAGGAAGAGACAGAGGAGGGUUCUGAUGAUGAUGGUGAGAGCGACUCGUCUGAGAAGCGACAGGAGGAGAUCCGCAAGCUGAGAGCAGUGGAGGCGGAUCUGACUAGGAAGUUAUUCGCAAUGAGGAGUGCCGCUUCGCCAGGGGUGGAGGAGGAGUCUGACCACGAUGACGGCAGCCAUCCUUACCAUGGUGUGGCUCCUCCUCCCUCUUCGAGGGCUCCUGGCCUGCCGAGGCUCAAGUCGAGCAACUUCGACACAAGCUCGAUCGAGGGCAGCGGCGAUGAUAGCGAUGACGAUUCGGAGGACAGCUUCUUCGUACCAGAUGAUGAUGAGGGGGAGGAAAUGAGGCCAACACCUAUCCAGGUGGACGGGCCGAUCAGCAUGGAAGCGGCGCCUCACUGGAGGGAAACAAUACCGAGCCACUGGCCUGUAUGGUUCCGGCAAGAGGUGAGAUCUACCCCUACCGAGGUAGAGGCUGCGGCAGAGGUAGCAAGGUGCAUCGUCGGUCGGGGUAAGCUUCGACACACGAAUGGGUCUGCAUCGGCAUUGGAGAAGGUCUGUGCCACAUGUCUCGAUUACGAUAAGGACUUCUGGGGUGGCCUUACUACUCCUGUUCUUACAGCCCCUCAUGGGCCACAUCGUCGUAGUGUCCUACAUGGGCUCGCCCUGCGAGAUUGCGCUGACACUGUUCGGAACAUACUCUGGGAGCUCCGUGGAACAUGUGUGUCGAUAACCCCGGCCAGGCUGCGGGAUCGCUACGGCUUGACUCCCCUUCACUUGGCGGCUAUGAACCCCACCUUCGAUGGGAAGGGCAUCCGAAGCCUCCUCAACUUAUUCGCACCUAAUUUGCAAUUCGAGAUGGACAAGGAAUAUCGCUCGAACGCUCUGCAGCUGGCCCUAUUCCGGCCUGAUGUUGUCGUUGCUGCCACCUUACUCGCUGGUGUAAAGGGCAGCGACAGACGGAGGCUGCUCAAGUCAAGAGCAUUCGCCGAAAGGCGCUCUGCGGUGCUGAUCGCGGCAGCCGAGAGGUCUGUAGAGAAGUUGACCAUGUUGAGGCCUGCGGACUAUAAGGAGAUUGACGGCCAAGGCAAUACGGCGCUACACUUGGCGGCUGGCUCUCCGGCAGCUGUACGAUAUCUGGUCAAGUACGGCGUAUGCGGCUUCAACUGUGUGGUUAAGGACACGGGAGUUACUCCAUUGCAUAUGGCGGCUGUGGAAGGAUCGGCACUGGGCGUAGCGCAGCUUAUUGAGCUGGGAGCUGAUGCCCAUAUGUGUGACACCUCGGGUUGGCCGCCUCUCCUUUAUGCCCUACAAUGUGUGGAGUCGGAAGAUGCCGGUGCUGAUGCAGUGGAGGUUCUUCUUCGUCACGAUACGGCUCAGCCGGGCUUCCCGCAGCUCUCGGUUAUCAAGGAUUUGCUCAAGAAAGACCCUAACCGGACAAGGCCCCGAGUGGUUCGGCUGAUGCGGUUUGUGUGCGAACGUCCACCCUUCUUCAAGAUGCUCAACGACUUCCUACGACCACGGCUGGAGCUUUUGCUGCCUGGACAGCCUCUGGCCUUUAUUUUAAGGGCUCGCUCGGUGGAGCCCUUCGCGGCUGCUCUUGACAUGGAGAACAAGAUGAGGCUUUUGAGUAUGUCAGUGAGCCAGGCCCGGCCAUCGUUCGUGCCGGUUAUGAAGUUCAAGUGCCUCCGAGGGCCCCACUUCCUCCAAGAGACAGUGAAGAGGGUCCUUACCUUUGAUAGCAGUCAGAUGAGGUGGGGCAACCUCAGUGUGAGUUGGUGCAACGAACGAGGGUCUUGCCUUGGACCUGAGCGGGAGAUGUGGACUUGCAUCUUUGACGAUUUGCCUGACUUCGCCUUUGAGAGGAGCGACGAUGGUCGGCUACUACUGCCUAGAAGGGACGUCGACCUUGAGGUCUUCGUGGGCAUCGGGAGGCUGCUGGCCAUGGCACUUCUCCAUCACAUUGGCAUGAGACUACCCCUGCAUAGGUCUGUUGUAGAGGCUCUGAAGAAGGCAGACCCGUUCGAGCCGCCGAGUAUGGAGGAGCUGUGGGAGUGGUUGAAUGUAUGGUCGCCUACUUUCCACAACAGUAUGAAAUACCUACAGGAUAACGACCUCACCGGCCUUGAGGAGGAGCUGUGCUUGUCUUGUGGUGAAGAUAACAAGGAGGAGUACAUACUGUGUCAGUUGACUGAGAAAGUUCACAGGCCGGCAGCAGCCGCAGCGCUGAAGAGGGGGAUGAGAGACGUCCUCAAGUCCUAUGAGCUCAGGCUGUUCUCUUCCGACGAGCUCGCUGUUAUCUUACACUCUGGAGGUGACACGCCUCUUGAUUUGGCUGAUUGGAAGGCCCAUACGCACUACGAAGGCUACGAUGCCUCGUCAGCGCAAAUCUUGUGGUUUUGGAAACUGCUCCAUGGUCUUAGUGACGGUGAAGUCCGUUUGGUGUUGCUGUUCGCUACGGGGCUUACAAGUGUUCCCCUCGGUGGCUUUGCCGAAUUACGUUCCCUGAGUAACUCCGCACCAGGCUUUAGAAUUGUCAGAACCGCAAUAGGCGACCCCAAUUGCCCCGAUCUCCCUCGAGCCUCUACCUGCUUUAACCAGCUCACUCUGCCGGCCUAUGACAAGGAGAAAACUCUGUGUAUGAAGCUGAUGACUGCAGUACGAUUAGGUUCCAAAGGAUUCGAGUUUGCAUAGUAGCAUUUAUGUCAGUUAUUCG
This is a messenger RNA of Perkinsus marinus ATCC 50983, 3128 nucleotides long. RefSeq names its product ubiquitin-protein ligase, putative. Gene Ontology annotation, molecular function: ubiquitin-protein transferase activity; protein binding. NCBI's taxonomy places the organism in Eukaryota, Perkinsozoa, Perkinsida, Perkinsidae. The transcript has a single exon. The record is from RefSeq and is a predicted model, not a curated record. The coding region runs from base 23 to 3106 and encodes 1027 amino acids.